Hevea brasiliensis (rubber tree) is the source of this 942-nucleotide messenger RNA. RefSeq lists its product as uncharacterized. The transcript has 6 exons. NCBI's taxonomy places the organism in Eukaryota, Viridiplantae, Streptophyta, Magnoliopsida, Malpighiales, Euphorbiaceae. The record is from RefSeq and is a predicted model, not a curated record. The coding region runs from base 1 to 735 and encodes 244 amino acids.
AUGGUCAAUAUGGGCAGAGUUAGAGAUAGAGGCAGUGCUACUGGUAAUCGUAGCAUAAUGAAUCAACCUGAACAGAGUAGUGAACCAGCCAAGAUGUACUCCAAGCAUCAGGGGGAAGAAGCAGAGACUUCAGAUGUAGCUACUAGAAAAUGGCGCCUUUCAGAGUACCAACUAGCGUCUGAAGGUGUCAAACAGGCACAAUUGGCUGGAGAGUUAUUCCUUGAGCAAUUGAAGGAAAGAAACAUACCACUAGAAAGUGUUUGCAUUUGCUACUCUCCAUUUGCAAGAACAAGUCACACUGCUAAAGUUGUUGCAUCUGUUUUGAAUCUUCCAUUUGAAGGUCCUCAAUGUAAGGUGAUGGAAGAUCUCCGAGAACGGUAUUUUGGUCCUUCAUUCGAACUAAUGUCGCAUGAUAAGUAUCCUGAGAUAUGGGCACUUGACGAGAAAGAUCCAUUCAUGCAACCGGCAGGUGGAGAAAGUGCUAAUGAUGUUGCUAACCGACUUGCAAGUGCCAUGGCAAGUAUGGAGUUGGAAUUUCAAGGAUGUGCGGUACUGAUUGUGAGCCAUGGUGAUCCUUUGCAAAUCUUGCAAACAAUACUCAGUGCAGUCAAGCAACACAAUGGAUCCACUUGUGAUGACUUAUCAUCGAUGGUUCAAGCAGUCAAAAUCCCUUCAAUCUUGUCUCAGCACCGGAAGUUUGCCUUGCUUACUGGAGAGCUUCGGCAGAUUAUAUAAAUCAAUACUCUGCCAAGAAGCUAAACCUUGUGACUUUGGCAAACUAUUUUUAGUGUAGAUCCUGGAAUUAAUUUUAGCACCUGCCAAGUUGGAAAUUUGCUUGGGCAAUUGGGUAAUAUUUGUUGUCUUAUUAAUAAUCUAUGCCAUGGAAGAAGAUACGGCUUAUUGCAUUGGGAUAUUAUUUAUCAUGGUUAUUAUUUCCUGUUA